Messenger RNA from Apis laboriosa (Himalayan honeybee), 2480 nucleotides. RefSeq lists its product as uncharacterized. The transcript is spliced from 14 exons. NCBI's taxonomy places the organism in Eukaryota, Metazoa, Arthropoda, Insecta, Hymenoptera, Apidae. Bases 604 to 2412 code for a protein of 602 amino acids. The record is from RefSeq and is a predicted model, not a curated record.
UGUGGGCACGGAAUUCGGAAGAGCGGCAACUUCAGUGGCAUUCGUUUGCGAACCGCGGUACGGUGUGGCUCGCGGUUAUUUCGUAUAUUCGAUUCUAAUUUCAAUUCUUUGGUUUCGUAGUGUUUCAAUCUUUGACAUAAUACGAAUCAAGUGAUUUUUAACAUACAAUUAAUCACUGUUACCUUACAAAAUAGAAGUUCUUUGAUAAAUCAAAAAAAAGGAAGAAAAUAUACUAAGAAAUUUCUCCGAAAUUUUUGUGCCUAAAUUAUCAAUUGUGAUCGUGAAGAUCAAUUUAUAAUAGAUUUAUAAUUAAAGUAAAUAAGUUUAUAAGAAGAAACAAAAUAUCAAACAGUAUUUCAUCACGUUCCUUCUCAGUAAAACUCGUGGAAAGUACUGUACGCUUCGGUUCACGGUACACUAUUCAGAGGGACGGAACAAGAGAGAAGGAAUAAAGGAGAAAGAAAGAGAAGAGUCAUUUUAUCGAAGAAAGCUCACAAUCGAGCUUUUACAUUCUCAUCUUUUGACAUCUCGAUAAUCGAAAGUGAAUGAAUUCAAGUGGUGGCGCACUAGAUUGAAUUUUAAGGAAAACUGAACAUUUUAAACAUGAAGCUCAAAGGAACAUUUAUAUUGUUAAUUAUUGCUAAUGCAGUCUACAGUCAAAAUGCAACUGUAAUCACGAGCGACGAUGCUCUUCAAGGUUACGACCCUCUAUUCAUGGUCGGUUGUUACUUUCCCGCGGAAUUUCAGGGUGAGUUCGUGACACAGGUGAGCGGAAAGGAUACAGGCAAUGAACCUAUUCAAUAUUCUACUAUCAACAUCACGUUCAACGCUGUUCCCGUAUGGGGUUAUUGCCAUAGGAGGGUCGGCGAUAACGUGUUGCUAAUGGACAGAUAUGGUGAUGGUGACUGCAUCCGAUGCUUUCGAUUAUCAAGAAGAUCACGAAAUGUUAUAGAAGUAUUUUCUGAAGAUUUAAAUAGAUGUUACACUUCAGAAGCCACUGCUUUGGCUUCUUGUGAUAAAUUAAAUUCGACAUCGAUUUUAUAUCGUACUAGAGAAAUUGGAAAUGUUCCUAUUAGAAAUGAAUAUUGCCCAAUAACUGGCCAGUAUCAUUUUACAUAUAAUCUCAAUAAUGGAUCAGAUAAAACUAUUGAAUGUAACAGUUUUUCAUCUUCUUUUAACAAUUGUCCUGAUGGUUCAAUCUUAAGAUUACAUUUUAAUCGAUGCAACUUUGAAUCUUACACAAAUCUUACAUUUAAUUGCUUAGGCAAUUGGCCUGGUCCAAAUGGUUCUACUUAUUUUGCGUUAAUGGAUAACAGUGCAACUUAUGAAGGUAGACCACAAUAUAGAUGUGGAUUAUUUCAUGUUGACAAUAAAAAAGGAAAGACAUAUAUGGCACUCAGCAGUGAUUCCAGUUGUACACAAGAUCUAGAUAAUUCCACUAGUGGAUAUGAAACACUAAUCCUUAGUAAAGUUCCAAAUCAAAAAAAGAUGCCAAAUUAUGUGAAGACUCAUGUGGCAACAUUUCCAAAAUGGGCACAAGGUCUAUGGGAAGAAUCUCUUAUUGUUAAUGGUACUAUGACUUUCACUGAUCUUAAUGGAUAUAAUAGUUAUACAUUUAUUACCGUUGAUUCUAAUGAAGAAACUGGCCGCUAUAUUGUUUACUCCAAAAAUCAAUGUGAACAAGCAGCUUACGUAUGUUUAAUGAUGAGGCAACGAAGUGAAAAUGUAUUAGAAUUUGCAAUAGGAGUACUUUUAAGCCCAGUUUAUAAACCCUCAUUGUGCGACAAUCCUUUAGAUAAACCUGUUUGGAUGACACAAGCACGCGUUGAACGUGCAGUAGAAUCACCUUGUCCGAUUACAGGAGAAUAUAUGGGUAUGAUAACUGAUUUAUCAGGAAUGUGUGCUGAAUUAAGUAGUAAUUGUAACACUCGUGAAAUAAUGUAUUUUAAAGUUACUGAUUGUGAAUCUGGAGAACUUUAUGAAGAACGAGCAUACUUAUGUUUAGGACAAUGGGAAGAGAAAGGUGUAAUGUAUACAUAUACUAUGAGAAACGAUACUAGUACUAAUGAAUGUUUUGUUGGUUUAAUUGUAAAUGACGAAGAAAUCUAUAUCAAAGAAGCGGGAGAUCAUUGUAUGAGAAAUAUUGAUCCUAAAAAAGAAGGAAUGCGUCUAUAUAAGAAAGGUCAAUGUUAUGGAAAUUCCCCAAGUCCUGCACCAACACCAAUGAAACCAAUUCCUCACAAUCCAAUAAUGAGAAUCGCCACUACUCCGCGAUCGAGAGUUUCAGGUACCACUAAUAUAUCAGGAAACAAUAUUCCAUCAUUUGCUUCACACAAGAUCACUGCAUCUUAUAGUUUUAUGGUAUUUAUAAUGGUAAUUAUGUUUUUUAAAAAUAUUUAUACAUGUAUUUGAGUAUCAAUACUGCCAAUAAUAAUAAUUAAUUUAGUGAAUGAAUGCAAGACACAAAACAAAAAAAUAUU